UUGUGAGAUCAAUGAAGACAGUGGUGUUGUUGUUGCUAGUGGUGGUUGCGCAGAGAGCAGAAAGCGCUCCUGUGGAUGACGAUGAAGAUUCGGCUCUGAUGUACCGGUGUGACUGCGGAGGACUUGAUUCUGACGAUGACGAAGAUUACUACUAUGAAGAUUACAUUGUGAGAGACUACCAGGAUGGCGAUUAUCCAGAUGACCAAGAUUUGCCGCCUCGCACACCCCCCGGCCGGGGCCGUGGAUAUCAACGGGGACGUCGUGUCCGCGGAUAUCAACGGGGACGUCGUGAUCGUGGAUAUCGACGAGGACGUCGUGACCGUGGAUAUCAACGAGGACGUCGUGACCGCGGAUAUCGACGAGGACGUCGUGACCGCGGAUAUCGACGAGGAAGUGGAUCUAGAAUUCGUUGUGAAUGUAACUGAUUCCCCAUCAUUCCCAGUCCAAUGGUGAAUGCCGAUGAGGCCAGGAAACUCAAAAAUUAUGUUAAUUAGAGUAUUGUAUAAAAAUGAUUAAAAUUUUGUGUAACUGCAUAUAAUAAUGGUG
This is a messenger RNA of Argiope bruennichi, 546 nucleotides long. Its product is annotated as putative carbonic anhydrase 2. The record is from RefSeq and is a predicted model, not a curated record. The transcript is spliced from 4 exons. Lineage: Eukaryota; Metazoa; Arthropoda; Arachnida; Araneae; Araneidae. The coding region runs from base 12 to 425 and encodes 137 amino acids.